GACGCACCUGCUAGCCGGACGCCCUCAUAAUCCCAAUGAUGACUGGGUGAUAACCAGCGAUUGCUUAUCGCCCAACCAAGAAAUGGACGAGCUCUGACAGGUCGGACAUGUCCUGUGGAGUUUGAGGGUCAUACUGACGACUCGCUCUCGGUGAGGGAUGAUCGACCAAGAACCCUUAGAGCCCUUAGAACCCUCGUGCCCCUCCAAAGAUCUACGCGGCCUUGGUCAGGGUGACUAACAGAUUCGGAGACUCCCCGCCUAUGCACGGUGGCUCUUGGGCUCUAAAGGGUGGUCUUGCUACCCCAGUUAGGCAAUCCUAAGGACAAAUUCCUAAGGAACGAGUGCCCUAAAAGUUUAGUUGUUGUGGAAAGAGAUAUGGACUGUCACGACUGACUGCCACCUGCACACGUCGGCGGUACUUGCACAGGAGAUACCACCCACCCUGCCUCCUUCCUUACCCGUCCAUGUUUAGAAGUCAGGAACAAACUCUCCCACGAGGAAGGCUCACACUGGCCCAACGCACCUGCGCUAUCGCCGCACUAUCUGGCUGCAUCUCUGCGUCGCUUAGCACCGAAUUCUCCCUCGCCCUCUCCCACCCUCUGGUUAUCGUCGACGUUCAUGGCUUCCUCCCUCGACCUCUCACAUUGAGCGUAUCGUUCUCACCAUGCUACUCGCAUGGCGCCCUUGGGUCCUCUGGGUUUCUCAAAUUCUCCCCUCGACAACGACACCCAGCCUACCUCUUCUAUGCCACCUCCUCCCCAGCCAGAUCCGUCGCGAGAGCCCUCUCUUCCGCUUCUCGCCCCCAGAAACCCUCCUAAGCACGACGAGGAUGUCUCAGCCCGUAAACAGUCCAAGAGCCGGAACGGUAUAGCCACCCACGCCACCCUGAACCUCCAUCAUACCUCUUUAAACCCACCCUCUUCUCCUCCAAAUUCGCUGACCAGGUCUUCUUCAGGCUGUAUCACCUGCAAAAGCAGACGCAUGAAAUGCGACGAGACCAAGCCAUUCUGCCAGCAAUGUGCUCGUCGAAAAGUCACCUGUGGGGGCUACCCCAAACUCUUCAGAUGGAAGCCCAUGGGCCAGGGUAAAAAUGGCCCAACAGAAACCCCAGGUAAAGGCCAUCAGUAUUGACCUUUCGUCUUACCACCCUAACUCACACCCAAACUCAGUAGGAUCUCAGCCCACCGACACGCCCAUGACCAGUGAUUCUCAACCUGGCCAGACCUCAGAUUCUCACAUCCCCCGGUCCCAGUUUCAUACCAGUGACAAUGAUUUAAAUAAGCUGCCUCUCAUUACCGAAUCCCCCGAGAUCCAGGAGCCUCAUCAUGAUAGCAUGCCCCCGCCACUCCAUCAUCCUCCCUUGAUGAUACCACCCUUUCGUGCAAUGAAUCCCUCCCACUUACCCCCGGACAGCAUUGAGUCUGGCAGUACUGAUCUCAGUCCUGGCUCCAUCUUUGGUAGCUUUACCAGCACUAUAUUCGAUCUCCAACAGCAAGACCUGCCCGAUCUUGACGAUCUUUCGUCCGAAAAUAAUCUCCAACUCGCUCAGCUAGGUCACAUUCUGUCCGAUGUGAUCCCCUAUCCGGAGGGUCGGUCGACAGCCGAUCUUGCCUAUUCUCUCGAGCAAUCCCGAUUCAAUGCCGUCAAUGAAACCUUUCGCCAACGCUGGUCCAUCGAUGCCUCCUCUGAACCCUUCUUCAGACCUCCAGAGGCUUCCCAGCAAAGGCCUGGAUCACAAUGGUCUGGAGCUGCUCUGAGCCCCAGCAUUGAAGCUGUCAUUGAUGCCCUAGCUCGAUCCCCGGCACCAGCCACUCCUUCUGACCAGCAAGGUGUCCGCACUAUGGUUGAUGUCUCCCUCAGUCAAAACGAGGAGUUCGACACCAUGAGGUAUCUCUUCGAACAUCAAACCUGCACCAUUCUCUCCAUCAAAGACGACCACACUAAGAGCCCAUGGGUAACCUUGAUCUGGCCAAUGGCAGCAGGCUACCCGGCCCUCUAUCAUGCACUCGCCGCCAUGACGUGCUUCCAGUUAUGCAAGACCCAACCCCAAUUUCGCGGCUCUGGUUUGCACCAUUUUCGAUCCAGCAUGCAGAACCUCGCACAUGGUUUCAAAGACGAUGUUGCUGGUCUCGAAGCCAUGAUCGCCACCCGACUAGCACUGGCUUUUGCCCAAGCUUGGGACCCUCAGAAGACUGCAAACGGGAUCGAUCAUAUCAACGAUGCCAAAUCCCUCAUUCAAGAAGCAGCUUCUCAACAUCGUCAUCGCCGAACCACCCCUGCCAACCUGAGUCGUCUUAGCUUUCUGGCAAAUACCUGCAUGUACAUGGACGUUAUCGCUCGCCUGAACUGUUCAGAGCAGAACACAGCCAACAAUCUAGCCUUUGUCAAUGCCUGCAGCGCCUUGAGCAGCCACGUUCCAGGAGAUCAACAGCUCGACCCGCUUAUGGGCUGUGCAAUCACAUUAUUCCCAUUGAUGGGCCGCCUUGCAGAACUCGUUGGCCGCGUGCUGAUGAGAGCUGGAAAACAAAAUUCACCUCCCAUCAUCUCCACCGCUGCAGAAUUGAGGACGGCUAUUGACCUAUGGACUCCGUCCAUCGAAGCCGAAAGUGCCGUCGACUAUCAGGCCAAUGUUACAGACGCAAUUCAAACUGCCGAGGCCUAUCGAUGGGCAACCCUGCUCCUGCUUCGCCAAGCAGUGCCUGAACUCCCCUGGUCGCAUUCCAUCUUGGAAUUGGCCCAGAAAGCCUUGAUCUUUCUCGCCACCGUUCCGCUUACCUCGCGAACGAGCAUCACACACAUUUUCCCCCUUCUACAGGCUGGAUGUGAGAUCACUGACGAGGAUGAUCGAGAUUGGGUGCGCGAACGAUGGGAUCUCAUGUCGGCACGUAUGUACACUGGAAUCGUCGAUCGCUGCCGAGAGGUCACAAUGGAAGUGUGGCGUAGGCGAGACGAUUACCUGGCUCGUCAUCCUGGCAUUCUACAAACUACGGCCGCUGCUAAAGUUGGAGUGUUGAGGCGCCAUGAUAUCCCACGCUCUCAAAAUGAUGACGGCCAGUCGUCGAAUAUUGAUCCAAGAGCUACAUCUCCUCCGAAUGAUUUUCCCGAUUCUGCAGCUUUCAAAAAGGGAGUUGACCCUCUGACAAGGGCCGGCUUCAUCAAUUACACGGUCAAGGGUGAUUUGCACUGGCUGACUGUCAUGAAGGAAUGGCAAUGGGAAGUCAUGCUUGCAUAAGAGCGUAUCAAUAGACCAACAACUAUGGGUUUCAGUCACAUACUCUUUAGACGAUAUUGAAGACCUUGCUGGCGUUGGAGAACGAGCUUCGGAGCCACGCGUGGAGUUGUGGACAGGCCAUCAUUCCUUUUUCCUGCUCUAAACGAUCAAUGACCAAGCAUCACUCAUACCUCGAAAGUUCAAGUUCACGGAAUGCGUGCCAGAGCCCAAAGCUGUUCAAUACUGCCAAGAAUCCAGUUCGCGACGCUGGCCAAAUCCCAUCGCUAUAUGUGUCCACCUUAGACUCCACUCAGUUCUGCCAGCAACCACUACCGCAAAGCGGCGCAAAAGCUGCCGCGUCUCCAGCAUGAGAUGUCCAUUGCGACGACCCCGUACCAUGACCAUCAUCGCGAGUCCAACCACGGUGCCCAACGCGACAUCUACCACAGGAACACUUGCAUGGGUGAGGCCAAUCAAUUAACUUAGGACCAUGGAAUGUACAGAAUCGAUGUGCAACAUAUGGUUAUCGCCACCAUCAAGCAUGUACGACUCCCCGCUGCAACAACGCCCUUCGACGCCUGUAACGCCACCGCUGUCUAGCUCUACGCCCUUGCAACAACCCUCGUUUGCUAGGUCGGACACAGAAUUCUUUGUCGAGGAUGAUGCCCAAGCUUUCGACCAACCCUCAAAGUUCCAACAGUAACAAUAUCACGCGUGUCGGUUGGUGCUUCGAAUGUCCGUCCGGCCAAUUCCUACAUUGCCAGGAGGAAGAUCAACCCGUGAAAACAACACAUCUCAUCUGGAUCGGGGUUAUACCCUCCUCCACAAAUAUGGGAUUGACAAUAACAGUGUUUAGAGCCGUCCAUCCUGGAAUCAGUGAUUAGCCCAUGUCCACCGUGUUGGAUGUGUUUUAACUUGGUAAGAAAUCCCGGAGCCAAUACCAGGGUGCUAGUACAAAGCCAAGCAACUACCUACAGCGGAAAUCCUAUGAUCGAGAACACCUUCUCCCUUACUACUUGUGUCAUGAUCUCUCCUGCUUCGUCUGCACUGCUCUCUUGGGAUGUGUCAAGGGCGCAAAGAAGCAACGAGAUGUAUCUGUUCCGAAUGCACUUACAGCAAGCAUCAUCAUACUCAAUCCGCUCAUUCAUCAGUCAUCUUGCGACGAGCGGAUGGCUGAAGAUGCCCUGCAUGAAUGACAUUUAGAGGACAUCCAGAAUGAUCAUGUGUUGCUAACUAAAUCCUGGACGUUCCCAGAUGAUGACUGUGGCUGCCGCACUUCCUCCGUCACCCGUCCUCCAAUGGUCAAUGUUUCUACGGGACAGGAGAUUAUUUUACUUCUCUGGACCAGUCGAUUUGCUUGCCCAGUCCUUGCAAGUCUUCGGCUAAUGACUGAGAUUUGAGUCGCCAAAAAGGUUCGAAAAGGCUUAGGAGCCAUGUCCACAUUCUCAAUGCUUCUCAUCUUAAGAUUUAGAGGUAGGGAUGUCCUUUCUCUGGCCCUGUGCAGUUUCCGAGCACAGUGCUGCUUUCUAACAAGAUGUUGUUAACCUCAAAGCUCUUGACUGCAGUAAUGUCAAUAUUGCUGACUUGUUUUCUGUCACAUUGACUUCUGUUUCAUGCAUUACGAAUACCAUGUCUACGUUAGGCCUAGGUACGAGUGACGAUUGCAGAGAUAUAUCUGUGACCAGAAUUCAAGAGUCCCGACACCAUCCUCAGAGUGGGGAAUCAGGUGAAUCCUUACCCAAUUCAGGGCAAGACUUGGCCAGGAACUUCUUACCUGUUCUGUUAGAGUUCUUCAAAAGAAAAUUCUGACCAGAGACUAUUGUAUCAUGUCUGUGAAAACGGAAAUAGCCAGCCGGCAUAGUGUCAACCAUUCCAUGCAAGGUGUGUGCCUAGUGAUGGUGGUGGAAGCUACAGCAACGGCAUCAUUCUGCAGUCUUAGUAAGAGAUUCCCGCCUACAACACUGUUCUUUUCGCCAGAGCCACC
This is a messenger RNA of Exophiala mesophila, 5195 nucleotides long. RefSeq lists its product as hypothetical. Gene Ontology annotation, cellular component: nucleus. Gene Ontology annotation, molecular function: transcription cis-regulatory region binding; zinc ion binding; DNA-binding transcription factor activity, RNA polymerase II-specific. Gene Ontology annotation, biological process: positive regulation of transcription by RNA polymerase II. Lineage: Eukaryota; Fungi; Ascomycota; Eurotiomycetes; Chaetothyriales; Herpotrichiellaceae. The record is from RefSeq and is a predicted model, not a curated record. The coding region runs from base 1091 to 3232 and encodes 713 amino acids. The transcript is spliced from 2 exons.